Molecule: messenger RNA, 2124 nt
Organism: Tetrahymena thermophila SB210
Lineage: Eukaryota; Ciliophora; Oligohymenophorea; Hymenostomatida; Tetrahymenidae
Product: Serine/Threonine kinase domain protein
Exons: 1
Biological process (GO): protein phosphorylation; mitotic DNA damage checkpoint signaling
Cellular component (GO): nucleus; cytoplasm
Molecular function (GO): protein serine/threonine kinase activity; ATP binding; protein tyrosine kinase activity
Source: RefSeq, a predicted model, not a curated record
AUGUAUAAUAGAGCUUAUCGGGAAGCAGAUGACUCUUUUUUCGACGAUAGCUAUGGUGUAAGUGGGAUACAUAGCAAUGAAUUUUGGAUCAAAUGUGAAGAAUAUGAUAAAUUCGAUUAAAGUGAAAUGACAUUUUAAGGGCGUUUAUAUUAGAAAAAUCCUAAGACAAAAAAGUGGUAAGCAUACCAUUUUGAAUUAUAUAGCGACAGAUUAAUAAGAAUAAGUGCCGGAAACGGGAAUUCUAACAACUCACAAAAUGCAGUAAAUAAUAACAACAAUUAGAAUGGCUAAAUAUAGAACUAGGCAAAUUCAGAAAAUGCAAAUAAAGAAGAGCUACCAGAGUAUUUACCGCUGAAUGCGUGUUACUUAAAAAAGAUUAAAUAUUCAGACACAUCGUAUGCAAAUUAUAAGUACGGUAUUAGACUUCAAAAAGGAGAAUUGAAGAGUGAGCUAUUUACAGAAAGUGCUGAAAAUUUUAAUAAAUUAUAUGAAGAAAUAAAAAGGUUUUGUAUUUUACCGAAAUUCGCUAAAAAGUAUAAAGUACUAACUAAAUUCAAAUCACCAAGCCAAAUGCCCAACGCUCAUUUGUAUAAAUGCUUUCGCUACAGUGAUUCCACUCAGUAUUGUGUUAGAAUCAUUGAUAAAUACACUCUGACAGAUUAAGGAAGAAUAUCAGUACUCAAGGAAACGGCAAUAUUGAGAAAGAUAGAUCAUCCUUCUCUUAUUAAAUUAUACGAAGUGUAUGAAGAUGAAACUAAUAUAUUUUUAAUUUAUGAGCUUCUACAAGGGAAAGAUUUGAAAAGCAAAUUGAAUGAAUUACUAUGCAUGGAUGAGAAAAGUGUAUCCGAUUUUAUUUGGAAAUUAUUGCAUGGACUACACCAUAUGCAUUCUAGAAACAUAGUUCACAGAGAUAUCCGUCUUGAUAAUAUAUUUUUUCGUGCACCAAACAACUAUUCAGAUGUCUGCAUUAGUAAUUUUUUCUUAGCUGACUUUGCUGACUAAAAUCGCUGUGUAGGUCAAUCUUAUUGCUACAUUCCUACAAAGUAAAACUAUAAAAAAUAUGGCACUGCUGGCUACCUUGCCCCUGAAGUUUUAAAAAAUAAAUAAUAUGAUUGCAAAGUGGAUAUAUUUUCUCUAGGUAUUAUUUUUUACUUUUUUGUGUUUGGUCGCAUGCCUUUCGAAGGUAAAGAUGCAGAAGAAACUCUUAAGUUAAAUGAGAAAUGCGAAAUUGACUUCUCUUAGUAACCUUUCUUUGGUAAAUUCACUUCGUCUGCUUUAGAUUUGAUGAAAAAAAUGCUAGAUAAAGAUCCAAAAAUGAGAGGAGACGCAGCUACUCUAUUAAAUCAUACUUGGUUUGUCAAUAUGAGAAAUAAAGGUGACGAUGGAAAAUCAAGAAAUGGUAAUAAUUACUGUGGAUUUCCUACUUUAUCUACUGUCUAGGAAUUUACAGAAGGACCAGAGCUGCUUUCAGGCUGUUCACAAGAUAGUCGUAUCCUAAGGAAUUAUGAUUUAAAAGAGCUGCGUUUUCCUAACUAUUCUGGGGAAUUCAGCAAUAUAAAAAAUGACGAAGAUAUCCCUGGUAGUAAUUAUAUUUAUAAUGUUGUUAAGGAUGGAUCUCUCAUUUAUGAAGAUGAAUUCAUGAAAGAGACUGUGCAUGAUAAAAUGAUCACUCUAAAUAAAUUGCAAUUUAUGAAAGUUCCUUCAAAAUACCGCCAUGAUUCAUUUCAUUACCAUCUAUAAUCAAGGCUUGGAAUAAAUAUUUAAGAAUUUUACAAUAUGCCUUAGCAGACAUUACAGAAUGUUAAUUCGAGUAAUUCAACCUCAAACACUAAUUAAGUAGGCUAAAAUCUAACAUCUUAAACAUAAACAUAAAACGACAUAGCAUAGCUAUAGACAACUGCAAACUCAGUCAUAACCGCUGUAGGAUCGACUCCUCUUAGUACAAAUACUUCAGGACCUGCUAGUGGUUCUUCGAUAAUAAAGCAAACAAAUGCUAAUAACAAAGAAAAUAAUGAAGCAGAAGAUUUAAUUAAAAAUAAUAAAUCCUAAAGUACACCAGUGAAAGGAAGCGCAUAAAAUUAACAAUUACCUUUAUCAAAAAACAAUGAGUAAUUAGCUUUAUGA